Selaginella moellendorffii is the source of this 3215-nucleotide messenger RNA. Its product is annotated as serine/threonine-protein kinase/endoribonuclease IRE1a. The record is from RefSeq and is a predicted model, not a curated record. NCBI's taxonomy places the organism in Eukaryota, Viridiplantae, Streptophyta, Lycopodiopsida, Selaginellales, Selaginellaceae. Gene Ontology annotation, biological process: intrinsic apoptotic signaling pathway in response to endoplasmic reticulum stress; protein phosphorylation; mRNA processing. Gene Ontology annotation, cellular component: IRE1-TRAF2-ASK1 complex. The transcript has 10 exons. Gene Ontology annotation, molecular function: ATP binding; RNA endonuclease activity; protein serine/threonine kinase activity. Bases 13 to 2229 code for a protein of 738 amino acids.
AGGAAGUCAAGCAUGCUGGCAUUGCUGCUCCUUCUCGUGCCGCUAGGGCUCAGCGGCAAAUCGACACGGCCAUCCGCCGGCGAAAUUUCGGAGAAUCCAGUCGCGGCGGAUCUAACGCUUGCACAGGCGCCCAAAUUUUCGGAUUCUUCACUAGGUUUCAGGCUCACGCCAGAUGGUACUGUGCACGCGAUCGAUGACACUGGCAAGUAUUUCUGGUCUUUUUCGUCUGGAGGGAGCUCGCUCGUGGAGAUUGAGCCGAUUGAGCAGUAUGCCGACGAGGCGGAGCAUUUCGACCAGGAUUACGAGACUUUAAAGAAGUACAUUGCUGAGAGCCCGAUCGUGAGCGAGGGUGGCGUGGUGAUAGGGGCGUCUUUGAAAUCAGUGUUCGUGGUCGACCCCAGCACCGGGACUCUGAUCCACAAGUUUGACAUCAACGGAACAACGUCUGGGAAGGAUGCGGAGCCGCUGCUAUCCUCGAUGCUCAAGGACUUUAAGCCCCUCUUCUUGACUUUGCUUGUCUCUGAUGGAAAGCCAUCCAAGCGCAAGUUUCAAGGCACGAAAUUCACACCGAUUAUCGUGGAGCCACCGUAUUACCUCGACUACCUUGUCAAGAACCACACCUUACCUCCAGUCUCGGCUCCUUCAAAUGCGAUUCUGGCACUUCCUAGCGGAUCCAAUCCCAGAAACAGCACCAACAGCGGCAGGGGAAGCUUUCCAGUUGGGUGGCUUUUCGGUGCACUGCUUGCAUGUCUGGCUGUGGUAACUCUGGUGCUGAAAGGAGUGCUACACUUUGGACAGAAAGAAAAGCAGAAGAAGGAAAAGGAGCAGCAGCAAAAGCGGAAGAAACGCAGAGGUCCGAAGGGUGAUCGAGCCUCUCAAGAAAACGUUAGUAAACAGGUGGAUGAUGCGAAAGUGGAUCAACCGAAAAAGCAGGAUGCAGAUGGAAGAAUUGGGAGCUUGACGAUCUCUAAGAUAGUCAUCGGUUACGGAAGCCAUGGCACCAGGAUUCUCGAAGGCAAGCUGGAUCAGAGGCAGGUAGCUGUGAAGUCGAUACUUAGCGGCUUUUACCACAAAGCCUCGAAGGAAAUAGCUGCUCUCAUCGAGCUGGAUACUCAUCCAAAUGUGGUGCGGUACUACUCAAUGGAGCAGGACAACGACUUCGUCUAUAUAGCUCUGGAGAGAUGCAGCUUUAACCUGGAAACAUUUAUUCUCGUGCACGCUGCUGGCGCAGACAAUCGAACUGAAGUAAACGAGUUCGAGGAGAAAGAACUCCAGGAAAUUUUGCAGCAAAAGCUCACCUUGUGGGAUAGGUCCUGCCUUCCAAGCCCGUUGCUCAUGAGACUGAUGAGAGAUGUUUUGGAAGGACUCGUUCAUCUUCACAAGCUCGGCUAUGUUCAUCGAGACUUGAAGCCUCAAAACGUCUUGAUUCUUCGGAGUGGCACUUUUCUGAGCGCAAAAAUAUCCGAUAUGGGAAUCAGUAAGCGGUUGAAUGAUGGAGCGUCAGGCAUUGACAAGCUUACUACUGGUAUGGGCAGUUCCGGCUGGCAAGCACCCGAACAAAUCCAGGGCGAGCGGCAAACUCGAGCUGUGGAUAUGUUCAGCGUUGGUUGCCUACUUUACUUCUGCAUCACUGGCGGACAGCAUCCAUUUGGAGGCCGACUGGAGCGUGACAUGAACAUUGUGUCUGGUAAAAUGGAUCUCUUUGCUGUAGAUCACUAUCCAGAAGCUAUCGACAUCAUUUCAAGUUUGCUUGCCAUGGAUCCCAAAGACAGACCAACUUCUAUGCAAGUAAAGCUUCAUCCAUUUUUCUGGCCCCCGCAACAGCGCUUGCAGUUUCUCAUCACUGCUAGCGAUCGUGUCGAACGCGAGGAUAGAGAAGCCAGCUCGGCGGUACUGACUGCGCUGGAGGCCGUGGCUCCGACUGCGUUGGGCGGCGCAUGGGAUGAGAAGCUGGACCCUUUACUCAUCAACAACCUCGGCCGCUACAGGCAAUAUAACUAUCAGGCCGUGCGGGAUUUACUCAGGGUCAUUCGUAACAAGGCGAACCAUUACAGGGAGCUUCCUGCCGAUGUACAGCAAAUACUAGGAAGCAUUCCUCAAGGCUACGAGAGCUACUUCCGGACUAGAUUUCCGAAGCUCCUCAUGGAAGUUUACAAAGUUAUAGCAGACCACUGUUGGGAGGAGGAAAUGUUCCAACCGUAUUUCUCCGAGGCCGACGACUACUUAUGAUACACUCCAUUAUUAUCGGUGUCAGCGAAAGACCACUCGCAGCAGCUCGAGCGCUCUGGGCCUUUAAGAUUCGUGCGCUUGCAGAUAAUUCUUUGUCUUGUUUCAACCAGCGCCUGCGAGACAAAGACAAACAAGGUCUCUUCUUCUCUCCCGUUUUUUAGCUUCUCGAGCUUCUACAUUGGUUUCUUCGAAAAGUUUGUAAGUGAUUCCAUUCCUUUGGUUUUAAAGUUCUCUCCCAGCAUCACGCGAGCAAUGCCACCGUCCUCGAUCAUCCGCCAGGCACUGGAAGCUCUGGCCAGUGGCAAAUGCGUCGCCAUUCUCGACUCGGAGCCUCGCCGGGCGCGCUCCGUACGCUCCGUACGCAGGCCGGGGGCGAGCUCUACAUCGCCAUCGGCAGCGAGGUGGCCACGACGUUCGGGUUGCCGUACAUGGGUCAGGUGCUGGCCAUGGCCCAUUCCCACCCCGUGCUGCAGUGCAGUGCCAAAGGUACGGCAAUGUGCCAGGGCUCAUGCUCGGUUGGAAUCUCUUUGGACCACAGGAGCCUCAAGACUGGGGCGUCCGACGUGGAGAGGAGCUACACGUGUCGCCGCCUGGCUGGCCUGUGGCGCGAGCACAGCUGUGCCUCCAAUGGCAAUGGUGGUAUUGUCAAGCCUCUUACAAGUGCCCAAGAGGCAUUUGGGAGAGAAUUUCAUGCUCCAGGCCAUAUUUUUCUCUGUGUGGAGUGCAAAAGCAGCAGGGAUCUCUCCUCUCAUGGUUGGCUGUGUGAUGCUGUGUAAUGAGGGUGAUGACUUUGGAGCCCUUCCACCUCAGGAUGCCAGAUUCUGGGCUGAAAAGCACCAAGUACCAUUCUUAGCAGGCCAAGAGAUAUUUGAUUUCACCAAUGGCUUAGCUUGAUUGGAAAGCUGGAAGAUAAGUUUCAUGAAUCUCUAAAGUGGAGAGGUGUUUGCAUUUCAUUCAUUCAUUCGUUAGCUGGGUUUUGCGGUGCC